This is a messenger RNA of Tigriopus californicus, 1611 nucleotides long. RefSeq names its product alpha-1,3/1,6-mannosyltransferase ALG2-like (gene Alg2). The coding region runs from base 378 to 1586 and encodes 402 amino acids. Lineage: Eukaryota; Metazoa; Arthropoda; Copepoda; Harpacticoida; Harpacticidae. The record is from RefSeq and is a predicted model, not a curated record. The transcript has 4 exons. Gene Ontology annotation, molecular function: GDP-Man:Man(1)GlcNAc(2)-PP-Dol alpha-1,3-mannosyltransferase activity; alpha-1,3-mannosyltransferase activity.
UUUGUGUUCUAUGGCUCCUGUUUAUUGACCAACCACCCGGUCAUUCUGAAGAUAUUGAAAUUACCACUCUUUUAUUUUGCUCGCGUGACAAGCUCACGCGCAAUAUGAUUCCGCUGAAAUCCCGCAACCUAGUCCACUUGACAGAUCACUAUACAAUCUGCGCUGCCCCAAGAACUGAGGCACCCGCCGUCAUCAACCCAGCCCACCCACCCAACCAAUGGUCCCCCCCGUUAUAUCAAGGCUCAUGUGAUCCGUCAGUCCUUCAUCGGACACCCUCAGCCAUUCUGGGCCUCCAAUUCCAGCCCUCCCAGUUACUCCGUUUUAUAUACUAAUUCACUUUAGCGCACGAAUUAUCUGGGUUUCUCCCGAGACACAUCAUGGUGCGGGUGGUGUUCCUCCAUCCGGAUUUGGGAAUUGGCGGGGCUGAAAGGCUCGUCGUGGACGCGGGUUUGGCUCUGAAGGCGCGCUCGCAUCAGAUUCACUUUGUCACGGCUCACCAUGACCCGGCGCAUUGCUUCGAAGAGACCCAGGAUGGCACCUUGGACGUGGUGGCCGUCGGCGAUUGGUUACCCAGACAUCUCUUCGGCCGAUGCAUGGCCCUGUGUGCGUAUUUGCGCAUGAUCUACGCCGCCCUGUGGCUUGUACUCUUUAGCGGGAUCGAGCCCGAGGUGGUGAUUGUGGACCAGAUAUCCGUCUGCAUCCCCAUUUUGUUGGCCCUAUCCACGGCCAAGAUCAUCUUCUAUUGUCACUUCCCGGAUCAAUUGCUCACCGGGCGACAGUCCUUGUUGAAGCGAUUAUAUCGGGCGCCCAUUGAUUGGCUCGAGGAGGUGACCACGGGUGCGGCUCAUAUUGUCUUGGUCAACUCGAAAUUCACGGCUGGCGUAUUCCAUGACACAUUCAAACGAUUGAAUGUUCAACCGGAGGUGCUCUACCCAUCCUUGAACACGGCUCAAUUCGAAGUGGGUGUGUCCGUGAGGCACUCUGUGGCUGAUGAGGACACGAUCAACUUCCUCUCGAUUAACCGCUUUGAGCGGAAAAAGAACCUGCCUUUGGCUAUUCGUGCUUUCGCGGAAGUCACCCGUGCCCUGCCUAAGAAGAAGAAGAUCAAACUGAUUGUGGCGGGUGGCUACGACACUCGCGUGACGGAGAACAUUGAGCAUCUGAUCGAGCUCGAGACCAUCGUGCUUGAGAUGCAAUUGAGUGCGCACGUCGAGUUUCGCCAGAAUUUGUCGGAUCAAGAAAAACUCCGCUUGCUUCGCACCUGUGAUUGCCUAUUGUACACGCCCUCCGGCGAGCAUUUCGGGAUCGUGCCCAUCGAGGCCAUGUUCUGUCAAUUACCCGUGAUUGCCGUUAACAAUGGAGGCCCCAAGGAGACCGUGGUGCACGCCGAGACGGGCUUUCUGUGCGAUCCCCAACCAGCGGCCUUCGCCGAAGCCAUGAGCGAUAUCGUGAAGGGAGGCAAGGCUCUCAAGGUCAAGAUGGGCAAUGCCGGACGCAAGCGAGUCAUGGAGAACUUUUCUUUUGGAGCUUUCAGCGGCAAACUCGAUCGGAUCGUCCAGGAAUGUUCUCAGUUUGAACGAGAGUAAUUAAACUAUGAUUGGUGCGGGUGAA